Messenger RNA from Centropristis striata (black sea bass), 2559 nucleotides. RefSeq names its product angel homolog 1 (Drosophila) (gene angel1). The transcript is spliced from 10 exons. Lineage: Eukaryota; Metazoa; Chordata; Actinopteri; Perciformes; Serranidae. The record is from RefSeq and is a predicted model, not a curated record. Bases 14 to 2302 code for a protein of 762 amino acids. Gene Ontology annotation, molecular function: 3'-5'-RNA exonuclease activity.
CAAAGACAGAAACAUGAUUGGCAGCCUGUUGUACUAUGCGCUCUACCCGCUGUCACGGUUAGUGACCAGCCGACGCUCAGAAGCCUCGAAGAAGAGUGUCCCUCCUGCAGUGCUUGAUGGCAAGGCAGUGUGGGAUGGUGCUGCUGUCACAACCACAAGGUUCACCCAGUCGCAGAACACCCUGCUGGACCAGUGGCUCAGCCCAAGCAUUGGGACAAUGGGAGAAAGGAAAGAAAGGAUGAAGGAACCAACCUCAGAAGAUGAAGCUGAUAUGAAGCUUGACACAGACAAAGAGCAGCUGAUGGCUGUCCUGCAUGAAGAAACAAACAACGAGGCUGCUUCAGAGAUGGAAUUGAUUUCUGCAGUGAAACAGAAAGAAACGGAGAAUGGACAGCAACAAGAAAAAGUAGAACUUCCUGAGCAUAACGGCGGGGAAAUAACUAUACACCAUGACGAGCUACUUGUGAAACAAAACACAAAGGAUGAAAGUAUUUUUCCAACUGAGGACGUUAGUCCAGAGCAAGACUUUGGAGCACAAUUGGAGUGCCUGCAAAAGGUGGACAACACUCAACAAACCAGCAGUCCAAUGCAGGAAAAACUACAGAUACUAAGCCUGGAGGAGUCAGUAGCUCCAGCUGAGCCAAGCACACCAGAAACUACUCUUCCAGUGCAAGAACAAAUACAAAGCUCAGAAGAGUCAGUGGCACCAGCUGAAGUCACUGAGUGCUGGGAUGAAUAUGUGCUUCCAACAGCUGAUGACAUGCACGGUGGGGAAAGCUGUUCUAAGCUGGUAUUUUCCUCCCUUCUCUUUGACACCCAAACCAAUCUUAAACUGCAGCAUGGUCCACAAGCUGGCUGGCACUUUCCUGCAGGACCUGGCCUGGCAGAAGAAGUGCAGUGUCCACCUUGGCAAUUUCCUGCUGUGAGCUACUACCCUCCAACAGAGCCGACAGUGCCUUUUGAAGUAAUGUGGAGAGUGUGGGAGGAGGUGGAUGAGAGCGCCACUGCAGCAGAGCCCGUCCCAUUCACUAAGGCCUCAAAGGACUUCACUGUUAUGUCCUACAACAUCCUUGCUGAGGACUUACUGGAGGCCAACCAGGAGCUGUACACACACUGCCCACUGGAGGUGCUCGACUGGAACUACCGCUGCAGCUUACUCCUGGAGGAAAUACAGAAAUGGGAACCAGAUAUUCUGUGUCUCCAAGAAGUUCAGGAGAACCACUACCAUGAACAACUGUGUCCAGUUCUGUCUCAGAUGGGCUACGCCUGCGUGUACAAGCGGCGUACAGGGACGAAGACAGACGGCUGUGCUACGUGCUAUCGUAGCAGCUGCUUCUCUGAGGAGUCAGUCACCACUCUGGAGUUCUUCAGGCCUGAGACGGAGCUGCUGGACCGGCACAACGUGGGCAUUGUUUUGUUGCUUCGGCCAGUGGUCACCCAGGGGUCAGAGGUCAAGGCGAAGGGUCCGCCCCUCUGCGUGGCCAACACCCACCUGCUCUUCAACCCGGGCAGGGGUGAUGUGAAGCUGGUCCAGCUGGCCAUAAUGCUGGCAGAAAUUGACAGCGUUGUUAAGUCCUGCAAGGAAAAAGGUGAACACUGUAACAUUAUAUUAUGUGGGGACUUUAACUCUGUCCCUCACAUGCCUCUCUAUCAGCUGAUCACCACCGGCGAGCUCUACUUCCAGGGUCUACCAGCAUGGAGGAUAUCAGGACAAGAGGACAUGUCACACAAAUCUUAUUGUCUCAGACUCUUUGCCCCCCUGUGGCCAAGCUCUCUGGGAAUCACUGACAGCUGCCAGUACACUCCUGUCAAGGAGAUAUCGAAGAGCCAAAAAUCAGGGAAAGGCCAGUACAGCCAUGACUUCAUGCUGCAGCUGCGCUUCUGUCCAGUUGCAUGUGUCCGUCCUCUGGACUUGGAGACGAUCCCAGGGGUGACUGACAACACACCAGAUGCUUCGAAGAGAAAUCAGCCUUGUGAAAAAAGUUUCAGACACACGAUCAGUCACCGGUUAGACCUGGAGUCGGUCUACAAACACGUUCUUCCAGGCUUUGGAAAUCCAGAAGUCACGACUUUGCACUCUGAAGGGGGAGCUACUGUCGACUACAUCUUCUACACCCCCAGACGCACGACGUAUGAUCAAAACGCUGGUGACUAUGUGAGUGAGGGUCUGAAGCUGAUUGGCUCUCUCUCCCUCCUAUCAGAGGACGUUUUAUGGUCAUUGAGCGGUCUGCCCAGUCACAUAUUCCCCUCCGACCAUCUCAGUCUGCUGGCCAAGUUCCAGCUGGACCUGAACGCUGUCUGAUGGGAAACACCGGGCAAAUUUAAAGCGAUGUCAGAGGAUGAGCAUAUUUCCGUUGAAAUGGUUCUGGUCUUGCUCUGUACACAUUUGGUUUGCGUUUUUUGUGUUUCACCUCUGGCAUCAAAGGAUUAUAGUUUUCUAACUGAAUAGAAGUUUGUAUUUUGUUCAAAAACACAUGGUUUUAAUCAGAUAAAUGACGAAGAGCUACGACUGAGAUAUGACAAAUCUCAUUAAUAAUGCUGUAAUACUACAUUAAAAAA